GCUCCUCCCGUCAGUCCUUCCUUCCUGCGGCGCCUGCUCGCUUCGAGGUAUGGGGCAGCGCCUCCGGCCCGUCAGCACCACCUGAGGAUCCCGGAAGUCGCCCCCGCCAUGGAAGACGACCAGGAGCUGGAGAGGAAAGCAAUAGAAGAACUCCUUAAAGAGGCAAAACGUGGGAAAACAAGAGCAGAGACAAUGGGACCUAUGGGCUGGAUGAAGUGUCCUCUUGUUGGUACAAAUAAAAGAUUUCUAAUUAACACAAUUAAGAACACGCUGCCCUCCCAGAAAGAGCAAGACCAAGAACAAAAAGAGGGCAGUGAGGAACCUGCGAAAAGCCAGGACCAGAAGGAGGAAAGCCGGCAGAAGCACAGAACCCACCCAUACAAGCACAGGGUCCACGCUCGGGGCCCUGCCCGUCAUUCUCCGCCGGGGAAGCGGCGCAGCCCGGAGAAGUCCCAGAAGCGAUCCAGCAAGCGGUGAGGCAGGGACGCAGCGCGAGCGCGACCGUCCCAGCACCCGGGCCUGGGCUGGUGCAGAGACGGGGCUGAGGACGGGCCCGCGCUGGCAGCGCAAACACCCAAGAGGGAUUUUCCAGCAGGGCCGCUGUCGUGACAGCGGAAGAUCACCUGAGGCUCCGAGGAAAGAGUUCAAAGGGAACGCUCUGAAGACGCCUUGGCAAGUUUAAGCUGCUUCAGCGGUGUAGUAUACAUACGUAUUGAUUUUAUUCUGUCUUGUUUGGAAGUUGGUUUCAAAAUAAAUCUUAAAAGUUUUCAGAGAUUAUUAAAA
This is a messenger RNA of Lagenorhynchus albirostris (white-beaked dolphin), 783 nucleotides long. RefSeq names its product protein POLR1D-like. The transcript is spliced from 3 exons. The coding region runs from base 109 to 477 and encodes 122 amino acids. Lineage: Eukaryota; Metazoa; Chordata; Mammalia; Artiodactyla; Delphinidae. The record is from RefSeq and is a predicted model, not a curated record.